AUGUUUUUUUGUCCGCUAUGUACAAAUAUUCUUGCAAUAGAUAAAUUAAAUAUCCAAACAGCUUUUAUCUGUAACACUUGUCCAUAUCAAUAUAAGAUUAAUAUGGUAUUUAAUAAGUCAGCAAGAAAUAAUGUGAUUGCUGUAGAUAAAGUGUUAGGAGAAGAUGAAUAUAAAUAUGCUAGUACCUGUGAAAAGAAGUGUAUAAAAUGUGAUUCAAAUAAAGCAUUGUUUAUGGAAUUACAGACUAGAAGUGCAGAUGAGCCUAUGACUAUUUUUUAUGAAUGUGUACUUUGUAAGACAAAUUGGAAAGAAAACUAG
Messenger RNA from Vairimorpha ceranae, 318 nucleotides. RefSeq names its product transcription factor s. Gene Ontology annotation, biological process: DNA-templated transcription; termination of RNA polymerase III transcription. Gene Ontology annotation, cellular component: RNA polymerase III complex. The record is from RefSeq and is a predicted model, not a curated record. Lineage: Eukaryota; Fungi; Microsporidia; Nosematidae. The transcript has a single exon. Gene Ontology annotation, molecular function: DNA-directed RNA polymerase activity; zinc ion binding; nucleic acid binding. The coding region runs from base 1 to 318 and encodes 105 amino acids.